AUGUCUGUGGAGAAUAACUCAAACUCAAUAGAUGAUACUAUUAAUACAAUCCUACCAUCAUAUGGUAUGUUUACUUCCACAGUGGGAAUGACAAUUGAUACAGAGGUCAAUGAUGACGAUAGUAUACAACCACCUUGUUAUAACAAUACCACACGUAGUAAUUCCUUCCAGUCAGAUACUAGUUCUGCAACUACAUCAUCACAAAUUUCUUCUGGUUUUAAUAAUCUAUCAUUAAAUUCAUCAACUACCACAUCAACAGAAGAUACAACAUUACAAGGAAGUGAUGAAAAUGGAUCAUUCAUUGUUGCGGAUGAAAGUACAUGUUAUUGGAAGGAGACUAUUUUAGAUAAUGUUCAUCGUUUACCUAAUUUAACUUUUAAGAAACAUAAAGUUUCUGAAGCAAUUAAUAUUGAAGUUCAUUUUACAAAAGAUAUUUGUGAAAUUGGUAAGAAACCAGAAUUGAUUGAUCCUUCCCUUUUCGAAUAUAAACAAGGUGAUUUAUUAAAUGGUUAUGUUUUGAUUAAGAACACUUCGGAUAAACUUAUCCAUUAUGAUAUGUUUUAUCUAUUGUUUGAAGGUAAUUUCAUGAUUGCCAAUAAAGCAGAUCUACAAGAUAGAGUUCCUAUUAAGAUUAGAAAAUUUUUGGAAAUGUUUGAUUUUUCAGCUAGUUGGAAUGAAGGUAAUAUAAAUCGAUUAGUUACAGAUGUAAGAAAUCCAUAUAUAUGUGAAGAUAUUAGAGAUCCAAUUGAUGGUUCUGCAUUAUGCUUUGGAGAAAAGAAAAUUGUUUAUCCUGGUAUAACAUAUAAACGGUUUUUCACAUUUAGAAUUCCGAAUAAUUUACUUGAUUCAGAAUGUAAUGAACAUGGAUUAUCGAAACAUGUUGAGUUACCACCAACAGUAGGAUUAUCGAGAUGGGAAGUUGCACAUUUCCCAGAGAGAGCCAAAAAUAAAAUUAAGGAUUUUUCAAUGCUUGAUACUUCUGUUAGUUAUGGUGUAAUGGCAAGAUUCAUUGGUAGAAAAUCUACCUGGGAAGCUGAUUUUGGUGUUAUUGAAACUACAGCUGAUAAAACAAGAUUGAUUAAUUCCAAAGGUGAAGAGUAUGUCAUUUUGAAAGAAUUGACCAAUCAUUUCCGUGUUGUUCAAAAAACUGCCACUCCUACAGAUAAUGAAAGAUUGAUGAAAUUAUUGGAGAAUAAAUUGAUGUAUAAUAAUUUGAUACUGAGAAUUAAAGAAAAAAUUGAUCAUGGAAACCAAUUGAUUAAAUCCAUUGAAAAUGGUGAUUUCUCCAACAGUGUCGAAAUCGGUAGACAAUUAACAGAAACUGAAAUGGAGUUGGCCAAAUGUCGUCAAUUAUACAGACCAGAGAAUCUUCGUGAUGCAAAGACUAAUCCAAGCAAGGUAGAAAAAUACGAGACAUUUUUGCCCGUGGUCAAGAAAUCAAUAACUGGAAUCAAAGAUAUUGGUACAUUAUGUUUAUCUACACCAAAGAAGGAAUACUGUGUAUGCUAUAUUCCACCAGUUAGAUUUAGAAACCAGUCAAUUGAUCAACUUGCAAAAUCGUGGAAAUUGGAAAUUCCAAUUGAUUUAUCUGUAAAGUAUCCUUCUUUAAAAUCCAAAUCAACUCCACAAUUACCAACAAUCAAAGGAAUCAGUGCCGAGUUUGUGGUAUUGACACUUCGAUCUGAGAAAUAUGCUAUUCCAAUUGAGUUGAAUCAUGAUUUGAUAUUCAAUAAAGUCAAUACUGGCCAAUUCCAUGACAGUGAUAAUGUAUUCAACAAUAUAAUUAUUCCAUUCAGAAAAUAUUCUUCCGAGAUAUACCAAAUUUAUAAAAGAUUAGGGGCAGAGAAUUUCAAAUUGGAACGUCAAUUGGUUGAUGAUUUGAAAGCUAUUUGUCAAUUGCAACAUCAACAAUUUAAUUUGGUAGUUAGUGGACUUGAAAUAAAUGGUAAACCAUUUUGUAAAGAUUCGAUAAAUUGGAAUAUAGAACAAGACUCUGCUAAAGCUUCGAUUAAAAUUGGUCUUAAUUUAGAAAAGUUGCUGUUGAAAGGUGAAAUUAAUCCUACGAAAUUGAGCAAAUCAUAUGAUAGGUUUACUUUAGUUCCAGAUUUCCAGUCCUGUUAUAUGACUAGGUUGUAUCAUAUCAGAUUGACGGUUCAUUUAUCCAAUGGUACUUAUUCCAACAUCAAAGUUCCUGUUAGAAUACAGAAAGUUUUAUAA
Molecule: messenger RNA, 2217 nt
Organism: Candida tropicalis MYA-3404
Lineage: Eukaryota; Fungi; Ascomycota; Pichiomycetes; Serinales; Debaryomycetaceae
Exons: 1
Coding region: 1-2217 (738 amino acids)
Biological process (GO): protein monoubiquitination; protein polyubiquitination
Cellular component (GO): ubiquitin ligase complex
Molecular function (GO): ubiquitin-ubiquitin ligase activity
Source: RefSeq, a predicted model, not a curated record